AUGAAUGAUGAAACGAUAUAUGGUUACAGCAACAAAGAGGUUAAGAAUAAAAUUUUAGACAAAGAAAAUAUGAUAAAAAAUAAAGUUUAUAACAACGCUAGGAGUAGUUUGAAAAAAAAAAAUUAUUAUGAAAAAUUAAAUGCCACCAAUAAUGAGGAAAAGGAAUUUGCCAAGCCGAAAAACACCGUUCUGAGUGAACACAUUGGUAAAAAUUACGUCGACAAAAAGUAUGGCGACAAUAACAAUUUGGCGAAGGAUCGAUCCAAGUUUCGAAGAAUAGGUUACUAUAAUGAGGAGAAUAGUUUAAAAACGAAUUCAGCAUAUGACGAUGUGAAUAAUGCCGUGGCUAGUAAGGGUGCUGUCCCCAAUGUGAGUGGCAGCGCGCCGCAUCGCAAGUUUAACGAUUUAAAGGCAGCUGCAAGUGGAAGUGGCGGCAACAACACCGAGGAGGCUAUGAACAACGCGAAAGGUGGUGCCGCGGAGGGGGCACAUAUUCAGAAACAAAACUUCGAUCACUACGGAAAGAAGAAUUUAAUGUACACUAAAAGUAAGAAUGAUCAUAACGCUAAUUAUAACUACUCCAAGAUGAACAGAAAUCAGAACAAGUAUGGCAAUGCCGAUUUUAGGGAUCCCUCCCAAGGGAUGGUUUCGGUGGGGACAACAGGGGUAGGAACACAAGGGGCGGCACCACCACUACCACCUCAGCCCAUUUCCUACAUGGGAAGGGACAAACUAUACCAGAAAAAUCAGAGCGAACAAAAUAGUAACCCCAAUAUGAACAACGUCAUGGGUGGAAAGGGUAGCUAUAAAAACGAUACACUAGCGCCAAAGGAUAAGAUUUUGAAUGAGGAAAAUUUUAUCGAAAAUAACAGAAUGAGUGAUAACGAUGUAGCAACAGGUUUGGGACAUAACGAAUUCCAGAGGAAUAAAAAUAUUCCUAAUAGUAAGGGCGCUAUGAUGAACCCAAAAAAUGUAUCCAAAAAAGGAAUAAACCAUAACAAGCAUAAUGACGACAUGGUUGUAGACCACGAAAGAGCCACGAAUAAUUACGCAUUGAAACAACAUAACCCUAAUAUGAAAAGAAAUAUGUAUGCAAAUUACCCCAAUGCGUCGAAAAAUGAGAAAAAUAUGCCUCAUCAUAAAUACGCGGUUGAUAAAGAUGGAAACAGAAAAAAAGAGUACCAUAAUUUUUCCCUAAGUACCAUAGACUCGAAUUUUUCUCAUCAGAAUGCUUUUGAAAAAAAGUUUGGUUCUAAAUUUGUUGACCCACAUAUGAAGGAUAGAAUGGAGGGCAUUAAGGAAAACUCAGCAGACUUUAGUGCCCCCCUAGGUGAGACCAAAGGAGAAGGUAAAAAAUAUUCCAAAAAUUCGACUAACAAUAAUGAAAAGGGAAUUAAUGCAUCGGACAGAGGUGCCCCAUUAGGAGGUAACGGGGAAGAUGAAUAUGUUGCCACAGGCGAAUACAGUCACUGCCCCCAAGUGGUAGGUGUAACCACCACCAAUAAUUGCGUGAACAAUAGUGCAGGUGGUAAUAACGCUAAGCAGUCAUUUAAGAAAGACGGAGGUAAUGCUCCUAAUGGGAGUGGAAAUGCCAACUUGGGGGAGAAACAAAGAUUUUUUGAAAGAGCAGAUGUGAAUACUGCCUCGAAAAGUUACGAGUAUAAUACAAUCGAUUCGGGCAAAGUUUCCCCCGAGUUUGGUAAUGACAAUACGAAUAUGAUGACAUGUGAGGGGAGAGGCGGGAAUGUAGAAAAUGCAAAUGAUGUCGUCUCAAAUAUGCCUGCGGUUAAUGUGAAUACAGUCAAUCUGGCUAGUGCCAAUAGAAUGUCUAAGGGGAAUACAGCUGCUAAUACGCACCAUAUGAGAGAUAAGACUCUGCCGCAAAGUGUAAAUCCGUAUGGUAGUAUCCCCAAGUAUGAGGACGCUAAACAGGUAAGAAAACGUUCCAAUAAUAUGCAAGGGACGUAUAAGGGUAAGAAAGUUACGAAGUAUGAUCCUCCAAAUGGUGAAGAUUACCAGAGGUACCCCUCAUCAGAGGAUUAUAAUAAUAAUAGUAAUAAUGUGAACCAUUUUUUUUACGAAAAUGUGAAUAACAACGAGGAGGAACGUAUGAGCGAAAACGGGAAUGACGAUGUUGACUUGGAUGAGAAUGAUUACAAUAUGAGAAAGGAACAUAAUUAUGCAAAUCGAAAAAUGAAUUAUAAGCACUACCCAGAAAGAAGUGUGAAGAGACUCCACCACGAUACCAUGAUGAAUUACGCAAAGGACAGUAAAAAAAGAGGCUCCUAUGGCCCUGCGUUUAAGACCUACUCGGGGGAGUAUUACCCCGACGAGGAGUGCACGUCCCAGAUGAACUGUGCCUAUGAGAAGUACCGGGAGGAGGACUACCCCGAUGCCUCCUACUCAGAAAAAGGCGCGCUCACAAUCAUCAGAUUACCAGCCGAGAACAAAAAACAAGUAAAGAAAAAAAAAAAGAACAUAGUUAGUUAUGGAAAGUCCUUAGUCGAAAUGUAUAGUACAGCCAUCCCGAUAAACGAACAAGUGGACCCCUAUGCAUUAAAGGCACUAUCAAAGAACGAAAAUUUAAAUGAGAAAAUAUAUGCACUGAUUCCAAAGUCAGUGGUUGAGGUUAGUGAAUAUGAUGAUGUUACUCAUGUUACUUUGCAGUCCUCUUCGCCCCUUUUCGUUAAUCAAAAUGAUAAUGUGAAGCAGCACAUUAUAACCACCACGUACUAUCAGAAGAGCGAUGAUAUUCCUAAUAUCGCGUCUUGUGUCGUUCCGGAGUCCGACGAGUCGUUGAAAGAGUCGCUGGAAAAAUCGAAGGAGUCCCUAAGCGGAGGAGAAAACGAUAAAAAUCUCAAGUCCAUAAUCAGGGGAACGUCGCUCAGAAACAAAAGCGGAUCGUCGCUGAGCGUCAAGUUUAAGUUAUCCCAAGGGGACCAGGAAAACAAAUCGCAAGGAAAAAAUGAAAAUAAAAGUAAGUCCCUGAAGGGAGAAGAUAAUGAGAAAGAAUUAAAUAAAAAAAUAGAAGAUCACAUUUUAUCGGAAGAAUUAAGAAAUUUAAAAAUUGACAAAAGCAUUACGGAAAAAAAAAGGGCUUCGAUAUUUGAUGAACCGAAAACGAGACUGAGACAGGAAAAGAAAAGCGAACCAAAUAACAAAAUCGUUUUGGAUUCAAAUAAAGUAAAAAAUGCUACAGAAAUUAAGUUAAAAAAAAUUCAGCAUGUUACUGGGUUGCUCGAAAAAUAUGACAUACCGAAUCCGUUCGAGAGCUACACCAUGGACCCCAUAGAUUACUCCCAAUUGGCUGGAAAGAAUGACAGCGCAAAAUUGAUGAGCCUAGCCCACACGGUUUCAAACAAUUACUACAAGUACAUUUUAAAGAGCAUGGAAAAGGAAGAAAUUAAAGAAGUCUUCAAUGAGAAGCGGAAAAAAAUGAUCCUCAAAUUGAUAGCCUUGUUAGGGAGUCAAAUAAAUUCAGAAAUUAAGAAAAGAUUUUCAGAGGCCAAUGCGGCGGACACCUGCAAGGAAAGCGAACUGAAAAAAAAAGACAAUGUGAAGCCAAAAAUGAGCCCAAAGGAAAGGGAAAUAAAAGUUGAAGAACAUAAUUUGAUAUGUCAGUACUGGGAAAAACAGAGCGAAUGUAUGAGCAUGCUAAUAAAGGAGUGGAAUAAGAUCUCCGAAAUUUUAGAAUCGAUAAAUGUAGAUCCUAAUAACAUGAUUAGUUCUCUGAUCUCCCUGUAUGGUGAAAAAACUGUCAGCGAUUUUCACCUCAGUUUCGACCAGAUAAAGGAAUCCAACAUUGAAUUGGAUGUGAACGUUGAUGACAUUUCCAUUCCGAACAUUGGCGAACCCCCCGAGAAUAAGUUCGACCCGGCUGGAAUGACGGUGGCGAGUUUGAUUCAGGACAUGAAGUGGGACGUGGACCUGGAGUUCUCACUUAACCAAAUAAGGGAAGAAUGGAAAAAUGAGAAUAAGCAGAAUAAGAAGUUGAUACAGAAGAAGAUCGUCGAAGGAAUAAAACACAGAAUAGGACUCCUGGACUACCUGAACAAAGUAGAAGUGAACUUAAACGCAUUCGCCAAAAUAAUCGAAGGAAGGAUGAUAUCGAAUGAUGACGUGAAAAGUCAGUUGAGAUCUAUGCAAGACUUAAAUGAGGAUGGAAUUUUGUCAAAACUUUUGGAAAAUUUAGAAUGUAAUAAAAUGGAUAUAAAUGCAGAUUCGUUUAAAACUCCGACGUCGUUUUUCAUUUCGCAUCAUUUGCCUAUGACUAUGUGCUCACUGAGUGAUAAGUCUAAAUUGGAUGACGUGGAGGAGCACGAGGAAAACGGAAGCAGUGGUGGUGGCAACGGUGACGGCAGUGGAGAAGGAGGCAGCAACAGUAGUGGCGACGGAAGCGGUAAUGGAAAUGGGAACGGAAGCGACAGCGGUAGCGGAAGCAGCAACGAUAAUGGCAAGGGCAAUGAUAACCAGAGUGAGCAAGAACAAAAUAAAGAAAAUGAAAUGAACUCUGAUGAAAAUACCAUUGAAGAGAAGCAAAGCGACGGCGAAGAGAAGGCGUGA
Molecule: messenger RNA, 4563 nt
Organism: Plasmodium cynomolgi strain B
Lineage: Eukaryota; Apicomplexa; Aconoidasida; Haemosporida; Plasmodiidae
Exons: 8
Coding region: 1-4563 (1520 amino acids)
Source: RefSeq, a predicted model, not a curated record